UUUUCGUUCCUCCCCUCGCUCUGCUCUCUUCUCUUCCAGAUCGCUCCUCAAGAACACCGCCCACAAAAAGAAUAAAAGCCCUAAUCGUGAUCAAAUUAGAAGCAGCAAGAUCCCUCCUUUCCUCUCCCAUAACCAUCGCCAUGGCAACAUCAGCAAACCCAUCAAAAACACCAAUCAAAACCCUGUCCUAUUGCGAGAACGCCGAUCCCAAUCUCCCAAUCCCUAGAACUCCUUCUCAAAAGCCCACAAGGACUCCAUUGAUGAAAUCCUCAUCAAAGCCCAAGAAACCCAUUUCAACUCCCGCCCGAAUCCAGUCACCACCUCCUCCUCCUCCUCAACAACAACAUCAACAGCAGAGGAAGUUCAUUGUCGCCAAGAAGAAGAAGAACCCAAGAAAUACUAGUGAAAAAAUCAAUGAUUUUGAUCCCCAGAAAGCCGCUUACGAGGCCCUCAGAGCAUCACAAGACAACUUCUUUAAGAAAGAUUGUGGCGAAUCAAAGGAUGAAACUGAGAAGAUUGAGGGGAAGGGAGAGAAAUCUGAGACUCGAGAUGUUGAGAGGAUGAAGAGUUUAGUGAUGGAGGAAGCUCUGAGAGAUAUACCGGAGCCCGGAUCAGGAAGGGUGAAGCAUUUGGUCAAGGCUUUUGAGAAUCUGCUCUCAAUUUCAGAUGAGAAUGAGGGGGAAAAGAGUGAGAGAAGAAGAUUUAAGGAGAUUGAUUGGGCUUUGCCAGGAUUGCGAGAACCAUUGAUGAUGAAGAGGCUAGAGAGUGAAGAUGGUGAAGGCGGUUCUUGUCGUGUUUGCUCUUCUUUGGAGUUUGUCAGAGAUUCGAGGUUGUGUUCGUCGUUUGACAGUAAUGGUGAUAGUAGGCUUAGCUUUGGGAGUAGGACAUCGAAUGGCAGCAGGAGGAGCAGACGCAAUAGUUUGGAUUCAUCAAGAAGGAGUUGGAAUAAGAAGCUGAAGGUGACAAGUCAACAGCCGUUCAAACUGAGGACUGAGCAAAGAGGGAGGGUUAAAGAAGAAAAUUUUAUCAUGAAAGUUAAGGAGAUGCUUACAGUGGAAGAGAAGAAACGUAUACCAAUUGCUCAAGGCCUUCCAUGGACUACAGAUGAACCAGAGUGCUUGGUGAAACCUCCCGUGAAAGAAAGGACGGAGCCAAUUGAUCUGGUUCUCCACAGUGAUGUACGUGCAGUGGAGAGAUCAGAAUUCGAUCAAUACGUUGCUGAGAGAUUGAAUUUCAUUGAGCAACUAAAACUGGAAAGAGAGAGACAGCAGCAGCUAGAAGAAGAAGAGGAGAUAAAGAGGCUCAGAAGGGAGCUGGUGCCAAAAGCGCAGCCAAUGCCUUAUUUUGAUCGUCCCUUUGUACCAAAAAAGUCUACGAGGCCUCGUACUGUCCCAAAGGAGCCUAGAUUUCAUGCUCGUCCAAUGAAGUCAUCAUGUGUAUCGCUGUUUGGAAGAUGAUGAAGGGUGUUGUUAAUCUCGAGGAACAUCUGAAAUCUUUGUUAGAAUUCUUUUUUAUUGAAGAUGAGGCAUUGAAAGGAUUAUGUGCAUAUGCAAUUUGAAUUUGGAAUUUUCAAACAUUGAAUUUUUCUGACAUGGUUUCCCAAAGCGGUGGUGGUUUUUAUGAGUGGGAAACCAUUCUGGAGUGAAGUCAGUUUUGCAGUUUCAUGUAUCAUUUGAUGAGCUGUAACCUUAUGUAUCAAUUUGAUGGUUUUCAUGAGUGAAAACGCUGUUGAAAAUGAAAACUCUUGAAUAAACUUCAAUGUACGAUGAUGAGCAGAGAAUAACAUGCUUUUAAAUGAUUAGAAUA
Molecule: messenger RNA, 1806 nt
Organism: Asparagus officinalis (garden asparagus)
Lineage: Eukaryota; Viridiplantae; Streptophyta; Magnoliopsida; Asparagales; Asparagaceae
Product: protein TPX2-like
Exons: 9
Coding region: 141-1457 (438 amino acids)
Biological process (GO): mitotic spindle assembly; regulation of mitotic spindle organization; activation of protein kinase activity
Cellular component (GO): mitotic spindle; nuclear microtubule
Molecular function (GO): microtubule binding; protein kinase activator activity
Source: RefSeq, a predicted model, not a curated record